Exophiala oligosperma is the source of this 1707-nucleotide messenger RNA. RefSeq lists its product as uncharacterized. The record is from RefSeq and is a predicted model, not a curated record. Bases 1 to 1707 code for a protein of 568 amino acids. NCBI's taxonomy places the organism in Eukaryota, Fungi, Ascomycota, Eurotiomycetes, Chaetothyriales, Herpotrichiellaceae. Gene Ontology annotation, molecular function: catalytic activity. The transcript has 2 exons.
AUGUCUAUCGUCGCUUUGGCAGAUGGCUUCCAGUCGAGCGUCACACUCGACGUACUCCACGAUGUCGCCGCGCGAAACAAUAUUCAAAUCAAGUCGAAGACCGAUGAAGAAGCCUACCUCCUCGUUCUACAGUCUGCAGACAUGACCGCUGAUAGCGUGAACAAUCUCCCCGAUUAUGUCGACCCACGGCUAGCUCCUGUGCCUACAAAUGGCGGAAGGAACUUCUGGAAAUCUGAAAAGAACAGCCACAGUGCAUGGAGUCACCAGGCGCAGCUAGUUGCAGAGAAACCCGUCUCCGAUAUAUUAAAAGGCCGAAAAAUCGUGAUGAAGGAUAACAUGUCAAUAGGAGGAUUACCCCACACGUGUGGAACGUUUCCUCAACUUGUCUCGAAAGAUGGCAAAUACCCUCUAGCAAGCAUCGAUGCAACCGUCGCAAGACGUUUGUUGGAAGCUGGAGCGACCAUUGUUGGUACCUCGACAUGUGAGAACUAUUCUCUGACGCCCAUGUCAUACACGUCAGCAAAUGGGCCGGUUCAUAAUCCGUGGCUACGCGACCAUAACACCGGAGGAAGUACAAGCGGAGGCGCUUGUCUCGUAGCCCUCGGAAACGCUCGAGCUGCCGGUGUUCCUGGCCUUGACGAUGCAGGUGAUGAUGUCGACUUGUGCAUGGGCGGAGACCAGGCUGGGAGCAUACGACUUCCAUCUGCGUAUUGUGGUGUAUAUGGUCUGAAGCCUACGCAUGGACUUGUGCCGUAUACUGGCAUUGCAGGGUUGCAUCCGAUGAUUGACUAUACGGGACCUCUGGCUCGGAAACUUGAAGACAUCGCAACCUUACUGACGGUCGUCGCUGGGUAUGACGGGCUUGAUCCUCGAAUGUCUCCUGAGUCUCCGCUGCGGCAGAACGUGGUCGAUUAUGCUGGUCAGCUGAGAGCCGCCGAGAAUCCUGGCAAAGGUCUCAAGGUCGGCAUCAUUACAGAAUCACUUACUUCGCUGGGCACUCAACCUGAAGUGGCGCAGAUCGUCAAAGAUGCGGCAGUGAAACAUUUUGGCGCAAGUGGAGGUACAGUUGAGGAAGUGUCGAUUCCAAUGCAUCUGCUGGGCCCAGCGAUCUGGACGGCUGCCACAAGAACGUACAUGGCAAGCUUAGCCGUAGGUGGUCGUACACCAGACGUCCUCAACCACAAUAUGCCGCAUCUGUCACUCAGGUGGCCCCCAGACCAGGAAAUGUUUGAGCUUUUGACGGCUUCUAAUCCUGCAGUGGUCAAUAUACUGUUUUGUGAGACGUUCCUGAAGGACAAAUUUGGGCCUAGUGCACAAGCCAAAGCUCAUCGACACGUGUUUGAGCUUCGAGCAGCAUACGACAGGGCACUGGAAGACUACGACGUUCUGAUCACGCCUACGACGCCUUCCGUUGCACCGCCACAUCCAGAUCUGCGUCCUGAAAGUCUGGGUGGGAGCUCUGUAAUGGAUAAGAUCAAGCUCGCAGUCGGCGCGACCAACAACACAGCGCCUUUCAAUACCUCGGGCCAUCCUGCACUGAACGUUCCUUGUGGGUGGGCCAAGGCACGGAGUGGAAAGGGUUGGCUUCCUGUCGGAAUGCAGGUAGUUGGCAGGCGAUGGGACGAUCUUGGUGUAUUGAAGGCCGCGAAAGCCUUUGAACUUGGUGGCGGCGGAUUAGGUACGUGGCCAGGCCUGGAUGGUCAUUGA